Messenger RNA from Penicillium cataractarum, 1824 nucleotides. RefSeq lists its product as uncharacterized. Lineage: Eukaryota; Fungi; Ascomycota; Eurotiomycetes; Eurotiales; Aspergillaceae. The coding region runs from base 1 to 1824 and encodes 607 amino acids. The transcript has a single exon. The record is from RefSeq and is a predicted model, not a curated record.
AUGCUAGGCCCCGAGACCUCCAUCAUCCGGGUGGCGGGCGCGGGCUUUCGACUCUCGCUACUGCUCAACGCUGCAGCAUGUCAACUUGCACAGUCUAGAAUAGAGAUUCACAGUAUUGCCAAGGGCAUCUCUCUCUUUGCGCUCACUCUGAAGCAGCUUGGGCAAGCACUGGAGAGUCCCGAUCUCGCGCGAACCACCGAAGCAACCGAGAAAGCUUGGGAAAUCGCCAGCCAGGGACAGUUGGUCUUUGUUGAAAUCGAGCACAUGUUGGACAAACUGCAAGGCACUGAUGCCCACGAGGAUUUGAGCCGGAUUCCAGUGCAAGAGAGACUGAAGUGGUGCUUUCGAAAACAGCAUGUCACUUACCUCUUAGCGCAACUGGAGUCUCUCAAAUUGAGCUUGAUCGUGAUGACGCGGAUUCUGCAGUUGGGAGACUUACUGAAGUCAGGGAAAGAGGGUGCCAACUCGUCCAACUGUGGGCUCGUUGCAGAAGAUAUCAUUGCCCAAGAGAAAGCAGAGACUCAGAACAUGAUCAUCGUUAGAUACUGGUCUCUGAAACGGCUAGAUCGCUUGUGGGAUUUCGUUGCGCAGGAAGCUGUGGAUGCUGCAAAUGAUCCGACGAACCAGAAGAUCAUCUCUAAUCAUUCUUCAGCUACAGCCUCGGCGAUGGGACCUUUGGUGACGGCAGCCAAAGGCUCGGAUCUCUCGAAGCUUCCAGUUGUGACCUUUGGAGACAGUGACGUGGGUUUGGCUAAUCUGGAGCGAUCACCAAAGGACAUGGUUCACCUUUCGGAGGGUGCGAUGAACCGCCUGCUGCUGGCUUGGAUACCGUCACUGGACCUGUCACUACUAUCAGCAGCCAGAAAGCCAUCUCCAGAUGCCACGAAACCCAGUCAGCCGCGUGCAUAUGUCUCAUCUGGCAGUGAAGAUGAUGAUUCGGACGACCCCGACUGGGAUGGCCAUAGCUCCCACGGCUACUACUUAGAAGGUACGACAGACGACUGGCGCAAGCCUCAUUCACAAGAAGCCAGAAAGCAUGCAGCCGAGCUACGCCGGCGAUACUCCAGCUAUCAGGCACAUGUUGAAAACGAUUCCGAGACCGACGAGUUGAAACAGCGUCGGCAAACUCGUCCCAAGAACCCGCGAAUAACCGACUCCAGUGACGAAGGUGAGCAACGAUCGACCUCUCGUCCACCACCCAAGAGUGUCACUAUCAACGACAACCGUGUCCAUUCCAAUAGUUCUUCGUCAAGAUAUCCACCUAGCCCAGUGUCGGACCGAGGACCACCAGCCUAUCCAAACGGAAGCUUCCAACCCCCGCCACCAACUCAAUCUAUUCCUCGCUCGCAAGGACCUCCACAGAGCAAGCCCAUGCCAAUCCACAUCCCCGGUCCUCCUCAACAACCCUAUCGAUACCACCCAAACCAAGAAUUCAGCAACACUGCGCCACGAUCUAUUCCGAAUAGCCAGCCCAAUGUACCUGCAGGGUCAAUGCCCAUCCCUUCACCAAGGGCCACACCACCGGGUCAAUUCGAUGCAUCUUGGGCCCGACAGCAGCAGAACUACAAUAACAAUCACCUGCAACCACGGCCCCACCCCUCGGCGUACCCGCUUUCUUCUUCAUCGCCGGAAUCUAGCUUCAGCCUCCGGCCCUCGCCGCCUCGUUCCGCGCAACGUUCUCCGACCCGUUCACACCGUCGAUCCUCACGUGAAGAGGCUAAGGAACGACACAAGGCUUUGACACGCAGUGCGACUCGUGGAUUGGCGGGGAUCGGAGCGAUUGCAGGGUUCAUGGAUGCUUUGGAGGCGUUUACGUUACUGUGA